AAUACGGAAAUAAAUUUAUUUGUGAUGACAAAACUGAAACCGGAAAUCAAACAUUUAAAGUGAAAGUAGUGUACAAAGGAAAUAAGUUGGCAGCCAAAAAUGAUGAAAACAGGAUUAUUAAACAAAGAGGAGUGCAAGUCUUGCAUGGAAGACUUAUACAGGCGAUCGAAGACUUUAUCAGACACAUGGGAGCUGUCAAAUUUCAACGGUAGUACGUAUAUUGUGAAGAAAAUUGUACAAAUUUGUAGUCUUAAAAAUGACAGUGAAAAAAGUAAAGACCUACAUGGGAUAUGCAACGAAAUGGAAUCAGACGAGACUGACGACUCUCCAGUGUGUGAAAGUAGCAAUAAGCAAGUGCUGACUUUUGAAUACCACGUGCUUUAUAGUGAAAGUUAUUCGGUACCUGUUCUUUAUUUUAAUGUAUAUAAUUCCAAUGGAAGUCUUGUGUCAUUGGCCAAGGUUUGGGAACUAGUUCCGAUGUAUUACCGGGAGAGGUUAGAAGAGGACAAGUGGACCUUCCUGACACAAACGGAACAUCCUUAUUUAGGAAGGCCAUUUUAUCAAUUACAUCCAUGUCACACUGAUAAACUUAUGUCUGCUGUGUCAUCGUUAGAUAAAUCACCCAGAGACGACACAAGCAAUUAUUUGAUUUCGUGGUUAAGUUCUGUUGGACCAGUAGUUCUCCUUAAUAUGCCAUUUGAAUAUGCAUGAGUUGUAAAAUUUUCAUUUAUUUUCUGUGCAGUUCUAAGUAUUAAUGUAGCAGUAUGUAUAUAGAAAUUAAAUAAUUAUCGGAAUUAAAGUGAUGCUUCAAGAUAAUUACUGACAGAUCUUCAAACUUCAACAGACUUAAUUAUUAACACUUAACAAUUUUAUAUAGACCAUACAUCACUAGAAAAAAGGGUUUACAUAUUUUUUCUAGUAAUUAUAUGCACACAAAUUUGUUAUUUGUAACGUUACACAAUUAUACACCAAACAUAUUUGCCCAUAGAUUCAUUUUCAAGCCAGUUGAAAAAUAAAUUUGUUAACGAAAAGUUUACAUAUA
This is a messenger RNA of Ruditapes philippinarum (Manila clam), 1042 nucleotides long. Its product is annotated as ubiquitin-like-conjugating enzyme ATG10. The transcript has a single exon. Gene Ontology annotation, biological process: protein lipidation; protein modification by small protein conjugation; macroautophagy. Lineage: Eukaryota; Metazoa; Mollusca; Bivalvia; Venerida; Veneridae. The coding region runs from base 100 to 711 and encodes 203 amino acids. The record is from RefSeq and is a predicted model, not a curated record. Gene Ontology annotation, cellular component: intracellular anatomical structure. Gene Ontology annotation, molecular function: Atg12 transferase activity.